GGUGUCUCUCUGUGCUGUUGUUGCCUUUGAAUAAAAAGACUCAUAUCAGUGAAGUUAAGUCAAAUGCCUUUUCUGAGCUGUAAUCAUAGAGUGGGAGUGUGCCUUUUGGGAGGAAUUUGCCGGCCUUUUUGUGUAUGCCUCAUUGUAUCAGAGGAUGUGUUAUAAUUUUGAGUUUAUAAAGGUAGACAGGUUGAAAUCAGUUAAAUAUUAUUUUCAUUGCAAAGUUCCAACAGGUUUCAGUUCUCCUAACUGCGUCACUACAUAAUGCUGACUUCCUGAGCUUUGGCCUUGGAUGGGGAAGUCUCAUAGGUAUACUGAUAACUAUUUAUAUAUUUCCUGCUGCAGGAAGAAUAUCAGUGACCAGUAGAGGAUACUGGGUAUCUUGCCGUUGAAGGCAGAGUUAUAUGCUUCAAAGUGGCUAAAAAUGUCAAAAGUUAAAUGUUGCUUAAAUUAUUUUGUAAAAAGGGAGGUAUACCAAGUAAAUAGUUACAACGUAGUGUUUAGACUUUCAGUUCCUUGUAUUUACUGAGUACUGCUACUGAAGCUGGCGCUGAUAGUUCACUUUUUUCAUUUAGGAAAUAGUCUUCCAUUAAAAUGCAUGUUAGAAAUGGGCUAGGUGAAUUGGAGAGGGACUUAGAGAAAGGGUAGGACAUGGAGGAUCUAGUGAUGCCACAGGACAGUGGACUGUUUAGCCAUUUUUAUCACAAGCACUGUAGGAGUUCAUUUGCUGAAACUGGAGCAGUGACAAGUUGGGUAGGGAACUCUGGCGUUAAGAUCUCAGCUUAUUGCUCUGGCAUACGUUACUUUUCUGUAAGUCAUGUGACAAUAUAGGCAUAUCAGGAAAAGCCAGUACUUUUCCUGGAACUUUAGAGCUCACAGCUGUCCUUUCACUUUUUUCAGAGUUAUUUCGGCGGUCCUUCAGCUUGUCUUUUCCAUAUCCAAAUCCUGAUGGAAAAUGAGCACAAAUAUCCACAAACUCCUUUUUCGCGUUUCUGAGGCACUGGUCGAGGAUGACCUGGCAGCUCUCAAGUUCCUCAGCCUGGAGCACAUCCCCUUGAGGAAGCAGGAAGCCAUUCAGGAGCCCAAGGCCUUCUUCCAAGCGCUGCAGGAGAAAGGCCUGAUCGAGGUGGGGAAUCUGGCCUUCCUGAAGGAGCUGAUCUACCGGAUCAAUCGCAUGGACAUCCUGGGUAAACUCCUGCUCUCCAGCCGAGAGGAGAUGGAGAGGGAGCUUCAGAUCCCAGGCAAGGCAAAGGUGUCAGCCUACAGGCAACUGCUAUAUGGAAUUGCGGAAGACUUAACUCCAGAAGAUGUCGACAGCGUGAAAUUCCUGCUGCAAAAACAAAUACCAAAGAGCAAGCUCCAGGAUAAUGCUCCAAUGUUGACGGUCUUACUGGAAAUGGAAAGAAAUGGAGUAAUUAAAGAAGAUGAUGUGACGACGCUGAAGGAUAUAUUAAAGGGAUUUAGAGCUGACCUAAAGAAAAAAAUCGAUACCUAUGAAGAAGAAACAAAAGGGAAUGUUUCUGAGGAAAAGCUCUGCUAUCCAACAUGCAUGUCUGUGAAUCCGGCAGGACAAGGAGCAGAGGAGGGAACACAAGCACGCCUGCUUGUGGAAUCAUAUAGGAUGGAAAAUAACCCCCAUGGUUACUGUGUGAUUCUUAACAACUACAUUUUUAAAAAUCCUGAAGGCAUGAGGAAAGGAACAGUGAAAGAUGGAGAGGCGCUGAAGAGAGUCUUUAAGUGGCUUCAAUUUGAGACAGUUGAGUACAUGGAUCUAGAAGCAAACCAAAUGUAUGCAAAAGUUAAAGAAUACAGCAAGAAAGAUCAUAGCAAAAUGGACUGUUUUGUUUGCUUCGUCCUUUCACAUGGUGAAAAAGACAAAAUAAAAGGCGUUGAUGGGGAGUUUGUAAAUAUUAAAGAUUUGCUCUCUUGCUUUAGUGGAUCUAACUGUCCUUCUCUUGCUGGAAAACCCAAGCUGUUUUUCAUCCAGGCUUGCCAAGGGUCUGUAGGUCAUCCAGCUGUCACAUUAAAAGAAGACUUUUCUGACCAUCUUGAGACAGACGCUGUUCCUCUGGUUUCCAUUCCCGACCAGGCUGAUAUUCUGGUUGGCAUGGCUACUGUGGAAGACUUUGAGUGCUACCGCCACGCAAAGACAGGCAGUAUUUACAUUCAGUGCCUCUGUGACAAAAUGGAGUUGCUUUGCCCGCUGCGCAAGGACCUGGUAACCAUCCUGACAGAAGUGAACAAGGAAGUGGGAAGAGCAGUACUAAAUGGAUGGAAGCAGAUGCCAAAGAUAUCAUCAACCCUAAGGAAGCAGUUGAUCUUCCAAAUUCCACAGUCCCAGUCAACUGAAAAUUAGAAAAAUAAGGACACGGUCAAUUAGGAAUCACUCUGGAAGGCGUCUCCUCAUGGAAUUCAAGAGAAUUUGCAAGAGGAAUUAUCUGCAUCUAUGUAGUUAGUUCACAAUCCUGCAAGGGGCCGCGUGGCCUCAAUUUUCUGAUUCCCAUGCUUAUUCAGUCUCCUGGCACCUGAGUUUGUAGCAGCCUAGUAGAGCAGGGGAGAAGUACGGACCUGCUUUCCUGUCCUGCAGAAGCAGUGUAGUCUGUUCAGUCCUUGUUUCGAGUGAGGAAGCAUUUCCGAGCAGUAUGAUUCUUAAGCGUUGUUGGAAAUGUCAGUGGAAAUACUAUUUUCAGUCUGUGUUGUUAAGAGAAUACAUCCUUGAAAUCUGAAGAAAACAGCAAUUAGAUGCAGAGUGCAAGGAUCGCUUCCCAGGGAGUCCAAGUAAGGUUUUAACAGAUACAUCAGCAGUGAAUCAUGGGCUAUCUGGAAGCUGUAUUCUUCACAAAAAAUAAUGUCUCUGCCAAGAAGGACCAAAAAGAGGUGGUGAUGACAACAAUCAUGAUACAAGUCUGCACUUCUCUGAUUCUUUCCCUCCAAAGUUUUAUUUGCUUCCUGUUAUUAAUUAACUCAGUUAAAAAGCACUGAGAUUUGUAAGUUUUUUUUGAUAAUAUGGGUUCUGAUUGUGGUUUUUUUUUUUUUCUUGGCGCGCUUAAGGGCAGUCUGUAUUGAAUAACUGUCAGACAUGUGGAAGGAAGGUCUCACUCCUUUAGAACCACAGUUCUGAGAUGGCUUCCCCUCCUGGCAACUGACUCUAGGUGCCAUGGGCUUUUUGUAAUAAAUACGCCUGGUUUCUCUGUCA
Molecule: messenger RNA, 3196 nt
Organism: Struthio camelus australis
Lineage: Eukaryota; Metazoa; Chordata; Aves; Struthioniformes; Struthionidae
Source: RefSeq, a predicted model, not a curated record